Molecule: messenger RNA, 1221 nt
Organism: Auanema sp. JU1783
Lineage: Eukaryota; Metazoa; Nematoda; Chromadorea; Rhabditida; Rhabditidae
Source: the annotation of a GenBank genome assembly
AUGGGUAUGGAGAAAAAACAGAAAGUUAUGUUAGUGUUAUGCCUAAUCUUCGGAUUAUGGCACAUGGGCACGCAGUGGACAACUACACUCUUAUCUUUCCUGCAAUGGGAUACAACGGAGGUCAUGACUAUCGUUGAUUUAGGAUAUAUUCAAGCUUUUGGGAGCUUGUGUAAUGCCGCAGGUGCAUUAGCUUUUGGUCAAAUGGCUGAUACUACAGGUCCCAAAACCAUGUUCAUGCUGUCUUGCAUUCUUACAGCCAUAUACUAUGCUGGUAUUUCCGUUGCAAGAUCGUGGUAUUCUUUCUUCUUCUUACAGAUCUUAAGAAUCGGUUACCAACUCGAUGGAACCGCUGAAAUGUACUUGGCUACUGUUACAACAGAAAGAGAGAGAACCGGAGCGCUCAUGAGACUAGCUGUUCCACAGGCUAUCGCUAUGUUUUUCGGUCCAAUGAUCGGUUCAAAAAUUGCUGCCUUUACUAGCUUGAGAGUUUCUCAAUUCAUUUGCGGAGUUACCUUAUUGGGAACUCUUAUGCCUGUUCUUUUCUUCUUGUUGCCAACAACUCACUCCAUUCCUAAGCUUGCCACAGCCCGUCUUCGUCCUCAAGACUACUGGCCCAUGAUCACAAAGAACAACUCUCUCAAGGAAGGUCUCAUUAUUCGUGGAUUAAUCGUAUCUGCAUACGUCUGUUACGAGAUGAUCUCAAGAAACUUCUUGCUCCGUAACUUCAUGAAAGACUCCAACGAUUCCGCCGUUGUUUUAAUGAUCAUGGCUGCUGCUCUCUUAGUAGUACAAUUUGUCGUUCUCCCAAUCCUUCAACGUAACGUCAGCCCAAGGGCAUUAUUGCAAUUUUCUUUGGUCGGCUUAUUAGCCAGUUAUUGUGCCGUCAUCUUUGUCGACAGUUUUGAGCAAAUGCUCGUCAUUACUGCUGUUCAGACAGGAGCUUACUCAAUCGCUUAUGCUGAGAGCAGUACUCAAAUCACUUGUGCUGUCGAAACCACCGAUCUUGGUAAAGCUACAGGAUUAGCAUCUAUGGUUCAAUGGAUGACACAUUUCAUUUUACCAAUUUAUGCUUCACAGCUUGUUCAGCAUUUCCAUUAUACCUAUGCUUUCUACACCUCUGCCGCUUUAGCUGCCACUUCGCUAAUUUACGUGUCAGUUGUUGCAAAAAAUACAAACAACCGCGUGGGAUCUCUCUUGCCCAGUUUGACAGUCGCUUAUUAG